Molecule: messenger RNA, 1605 nt
Organism: Gigantopelta aegis
Lineage: Eukaryota; Metazoa; Mollusca; Gastropoda; Neomphalida; Peltospiridae
Product: collagen alpha-2(I) chain-like
Exons: 5
Coding region: 1-1605 (534 amino acids)
Source: RefSeq, a predicted model, not a curated record
AUGAAGGUUUCCUUUGUCUUGUUAGGGUUGUUGGCACUUAUGGUGCUGCAUGAGUCAUCAUCCCAAGGACUUUUCAACACGAGACUGGGUCAUUCCCAUUUCAAUAAUUUUAGGUUCAUCAAAGGCCCCAGAGGUAGAAGAGGCUCAACAGGACUUAACGGAGCAGUAGGAGCACAAGGCAUCGCAGGGGCGAAGGGCGCAAAAGGAGCAACGGGAGCGAAGGGAGCAACGGGAGCAAAGGGAGCAACGGGAGCAAAGGGAGCAACGGGAAGUAAAGGAUCAACGGGAGCAAAGGGAGCAACGGGAGCGAAGGGAGCAACGGGAGCAAAGGGAGCAACGGGAGCAAAGGGAGCAACGGGAAGUAAAGGAUCAACAGGUGCAAAGGGAUCAGCAGGAUCAAAGGGAGCGAAGGGAGGAAAUGGGGCAAAGGGAGCGAAGGGAGAGAAGGGAGCAAAGGGAGCGAAGGGAGAGAAAGGAGCAAAAGGAUCACAAGGAACACCAGGAGCAAAGGGGGCAAAUGGAGCUAAAGGAUUACCAGGUGCAAAAGGAUCACCAGGAUCAAAGGGAGCAACGGGGUCAACAGGAACGGGAGCAAAGGGCUCACCAGGUGCAACAGGUGCCAAAGGUGCCACAGGUGCAAAGGGAGAUGCGGGAGGAGCAAAAGGGAGUAAAGGAAGUAAAGGUUCAACGGGUGCAAAGGGAUCACCUGGAUCAAAGGGAGGAACUGGAUCAAAGGGAGCAUCAGGAGCCAAGGGAGCAUCAGGAGCCACGGGAUCGAAAGGGGCGAACGGAGCAAAAGGAGGACCAGGAGCCAAGGGAGCACCAGGAGCCAAGGGAGCACCAGGAGCCACGGGUGCAAAAGGAGCCCAAGGAGCACCCGGAACUCCGGGAGCAACAGGAGCAAAAGGAGGACCAGGAGCCAAAGGAGCAACCGGAGCCAAGGGAGCAACAGGAGCCAAAGGAGCAACCGGAGCCAAAGGAGCAACGGGAGCCAAAGGAGCAACGGGAGCCAAAGGAGCACCGGCAGCAGCGGGAGCAAAUGGAGCAAAGGGAGCAAAAGGAGCAAAGGGAGCAAGUGGGGCAAAGGGAGCAACUGGAGCAAAGGGAGCAACGGGAGCAGCAGGGCUAAAAGGAGCAACUGGAGCAAAGGGAGCAGCAGGGGCAGUAGGAGCAGCUGGAGCAAGGGGAAUUACAGGAUUUCAAGGAAACAGGGGACAAAACGGCGAGGGCAUUGUGGCUUUCUGCACAAGAUAUUUGAGGUUAAGAUUCCGCAAAUCAUUUCUGAAGAAAUUGUGCGUGGACAUUCUGCAUAACGAAAACACGGAACAAAUAAUGAGAGACUUCAUUUAUGAUGAACUAGAAAUUGCCCACCGUCGUAAAAAACUGUAUCUGGUUGCUAAGAGAGCCAGGCAAGCUGGUCAUGAAAGGCGAAUGGUGCUAGACAGGCUUUUCGUUGACGGCAAGCUGUAUGAAGACCCACCCCAAGCUGACCCGCGAUCUUACCGGGAUGUCGUACAAGUAAAGCCUAACAGUAACAGUGCACGUUCUAGAAGGUGCAGUGAGCCCAAGCUGACCCGCGAUCUUACCGGGAUGUUGUACAAGUAA